AUGGAGUCGAUUGACACAACAUUGACAUCACAGUCUCUUUCGUCUUCACCUUCUCCUCCUCGACAAUCUGUUGUGUUGAGCCCUUGUGCCGCUUGCAAGAUGCUACGUCGAAGAUGUGUUGAAAAAUGCAUUCUCGCGCCUUAUUUUCCUCCUAAUGAUCCAUUAAAAUUCACUACUGCUCAUCGCUUGUUUGGCGCGAGCAACAUAAUCAAGCUUUUGCAGGAAUUGCCCGAGUCCCAAAGAGCCGAUGCUGUGAGUAGCAUAGUGUACGAAGCGAAAGCCAGGCUUAGGGAUCCCGUAUAUGGAUGUGCCGGAACAAUUUGUCAACUCCAACAUCAAGUCAGUGAGCUCCAAGAACAAUUAGCCAAGGCACAAGCAGAACUUGUGAACAUGCAUCGCCAACAAGCAGAGCUUAUGACUCUCGUUUGGAUGGAAAUGUCACAAUCUUCACCAACAUCUUCACCACAACAAUCCUUGGAUACCAUCAUUAACUUCCAAGAUGAAAACAACUUUGGAUACUUAUGGGAACAACACCUUUGGACAUGA
Fraxinus pennsylvanica is the source of this 546-nucleotide messenger RNA. The record is from the annotation of a GenBank genome assembly. NCBI's taxonomy places the organism in Eukaryota, Viridiplantae, Streptophyta, Magnoliopsida, Lamiales, Oleaceae.